AUGAGUCUUCCUCCUCGACCGUACGAUAACAGACCCCCAACGGGAGUUAGAGCGAAACCUGUGAUCAAUCUCAAUAUAGAAUACACUUCCUGCAAUGAUUCAGUGGCACCUGCAUGUAGCACACGUCCGAUGCUUAUCGAGAACAUGAUUAACCAGAGAAAUGUCAAUAUAAAUGUUCUGGAGGGAUACGAUCCUAAGUCGAAAAGUGUUAUUAACCAACAUUCGAUCUACCAUCUCUAUGAGUUUGAAUCUAAAACAAGAUUUCUCGAUCGUAUUCCACGUCCACGAGUGAGCCGAUUCACCGAACUCAAAACGAGAUUUCUCUGUUGUCGCUAUGUCCUUUGUGCAAUUGAUGAUGUGAUGCAAAAGCAAAAACCAAUGGAAUUGAUGGCAAUUCGUUUGAAUGGAGACAUUUACAUUGGCGCUAAUAAAUCUAUGGAUUUGCAAACUGACAAGAAGACCCAAGAGGCGGCAUUCGGUGGUUUGAAUUUCGCCAUGAAGGUUACGAGAGAAUCCGAUCAAAAAAUACUCAAAAAGCAUCACAGUGUCGUCAAGCAAUUGCGAAUUGAGAACACGAGAAAUUCAAUGUCAAUGUCAAUUUUCGUUUCAAGUGUCGCCCGUGCUUUUGAUCAACGAGGAAACGUUGUUGAAUUGAAGACAGUUGGCUCGAAAGUUAUGGGAAAAGUUCAGAACCUUUCAAGAUUGAAAGCUAGAGACUGGUGGCUUCGAGCUUUGUUGAGUGGAGCUGACCGCAUUGUUUACGGUCUGAGAAUGGAUAAUAUGAAAGUUAAUGAGAUCCACGAAGCUCAACUCACCGACUUCACCAAAGGACACUUCCGUUUUGACGGUGCCAAGCUUUUCUCUGAAAUUUUCAAAAUUUUCAGUACAAUAGACAAAAUAAUCGGUGCUGAAGGCGAUAUGUGCAUGGUAAAAUCAGAUGGCUCCACUCCGAUCAGUGUGACAUUGACAACAAGAGAAAGCCUGAAAAGAAGUCCAUUCUGGUGACCUGGCAAUGAACAACGCUACAGCAUUUAUUACACACGUGCAUCAUCAUAUCGGGAUUCCCAAAAUUUCAUUCGAUCUAACUAAUUCUAAAAACUUUAUUUAUUAAUGUUCGGGUGAUAUCACAUGUGAUCCCUUCCUGUGUUUAUACUAAAUUUACUUGUUACGAGUAUUUCUAAUGAAUGAUC
Molecule: messenger RNA, 1190 nt
Organism: Caenorhabditis elegans
Lineage: Eukaryota; Metazoa; Nematoda; Chromadorea; Rhabditida; Rhabditidae
Gene: F07H5.10
Product: Decapping nuclease
Exons: 6
Coding region: 1-1005 (334 amino acids)
Cellular component (GO): nucleus
Source: RefSeq, marked reviewed